CCCAUUACAAGCGUAUCCCACAGCCUCUCAGUCAGUUCUAGUCUAUCGUUUAGAGUGCCUCAGACUACUACAAGAACUACUAACCGACUGGAGCAGCUGACGCAGGAUGGAUAGCUGGAGAGUUCUGUUUGUCGGCGUUGCAGCCCUCUGUGUCUGCAGUGCCGCAGGAGGCACCAACAAUGACUCCAAGGGUGUACUUAGGAUCGUCAACGAGGGAAACUUCGUAAUGCAGUGGGCCAUCACUUGGAAGGAGGACUCCACUGAGGUCAGCUGGGACAAGAACUGGAAGGACUUUCCUGGUCCUUUCAGCCAGGACAUUGAACUCCCAGGAAAUGCUCAAGACAUCAGCGUGUUCGCCAGGGUAGCCACCGGCGUGGUCUGGGAGUGGUGGCACACAGUCAUUGACAAGAAGGGUAUUCCUCUGGUGAAGGAGCGAACUUUUACAGUCAGUGGAACAACUCUCAAUCCCAAGAGUGUUAUAUCUCCUAGCGUUUAGUUGGUUACCACGAAUAGCAAAGUCAAAUUUCUAUUUCUCCCAGGGCUUGAGGUACGGCUUAUAAUGGUCUGACACUUUAUUUGACAUAGUAAAUCUUACAAACUUGUGUGAUAGUUAUGUUUGGUACCUUUUAAAAUGC
This is a messenger RNA of Macrosteles quadrilineatus (aster leafhopper), 635 nucleotides long. RefSeq names its product alveolysin-like. The transcript is spliced from 2 exons. Gene Ontology annotation, molecular function: cholesterol binding. The record is from RefSeq and is a predicted model, not a curated record. The coding region runs from base 107 to 496 and encodes 129 amino acids. NCBI's taxonomy places the organism in Eukaryota, Metazoa, Arthropoda, Insecta, Hemiptera, Cicadellidae.